AAUAUAAUUUGCCAACGACGCCGACGACCCAACCAAACCGAGCUCUCUCAACUCAAUUUGGUCGACUUUUCUCUGGUUUCAUUUCUUCUCUCCUUCACUGCCACCGACCGACCACUUCCCUCUUACACCAUCAUCUUCUUCUUUCUUCUUCUCUAUUGAAUCCACUCUCAGAUUGUUUGAUGGGUGUUUGCAGGAUUUUGUGAUUGAAAGGGAGAGAGAAUGUCAGGAGGCGGUACUCAGAAAAGCUUAAGGAAAGCACUAGGGGCCCUUAAGGACACAACCACUGUUUCAUUGGCCAAAGUCAAUAGUGAUUACAAGGACUUGGACAUUGCUAUAGUUAAGGCCACAAAUCACGUUGAGCGGCCUGCAAAGGAAAGACACAUUAGAGCUGUUUUUUCUGCCAUUUCAGCCACUAGGCCUCGGGCUGAUGUUGCUUAUUGCAUCCAUGCUCUUGCCAGAAGAUUAUCGAAAACGCAUAACUGGGCGGUUGCACUGAAAACCUUAAUUGUCAUCCAUCGUGCUUUGAGAGAAGUGGACCCCACAUUUCACGAGGAACUCAUUAAUUAUGGAAGAAGCAGGAGUCAUAUGCUUAACAUGUCUCAUUUCAAAGAUGAUUCUAGUCCAAAUGCAUGGGAUUAUUCUGCCUGGGUGCGCACUUAUGCCUUAUUUUUGGAGGAGAGGCUGGAAUGCUUCCGUGUUCUUAAGUAUGAUGUUGAGACAGAUCGACCUAGGAUUAAGGAUCUGGAUACUGCUGAGUUGCUGGAGCAGCUACCAGCUUUGCAACAACUUCUUUUCCGUGUUCUUUGUUGUCAGCCACAAGGGGCAGCAGUUAACAAUUUUGUUAUUCAGUUAGCACUUUCAUUGGUUGCUUCUGAAAGCGUAAGAAUCUAUCAAACUAUAAGUGAUGGUAUAGCCAAUUUGGUUGACAAGUUCUUUGAGAUGCAACGCCAUGAUGCCUCGAGGGCUUUGGAUAUAUAUAGAAGAGCUUGUCAGCAGGCGGAGAGACUUUCAGAAUUUUAUGAGAUAUGUAAAAGUAUGGAUAUUGGACGUGGAGACAAAUUUAUGAAGAUUGAGCAGCCUCCUGCAUCAUUCCUACAAACAAUGGAAGAGUAUGUGCGAGAAGCUCCACGGAUGUCCACAGUUCGCAAAGACCAGGUUGCUGACAAUAAAAUUGCUGCCCCAAAAGAAAUCUUAGCUAUAGAGUACAAAAAGGAACCAGAUGUGACGGUGAAGGAGGAACGCCCACCAUCGCCGCCUCCACCUGAACCAGUAAAAGUUGAAGAGCCAGUUGUUGAACCUCCUGAUUUGGUGACCUUGGAUGAUCCUGUUCCAGCCGCUUCAGAACUGGAUGAAAAGAAUGCCCUGGCUCUAGCUAUUGUUCCCGUUUCUGACCAACAAAGUACAACUAUUGCAAAUCAUGCAAAUGGUACAACGGGAUGGGAACUUGCGCUUGUUACAGCUCCAAGCUCGAAUGACAAUGCUGCAGCUGCUAGCAAACUGGCGGGAGGGCUAGAUAAACUCACAUUAGACAGCCUAUACGAUGAUGCAAUUAGACGAAACAAUCAGCCAGUGAGCUACAAUCCUUGGGAGCCAGCCCCAAUGGUUAAUAAUCCUAUGAUGCAAACAACUGCACAUGAUCCUUUCUUUGCCUCCAAUGCAGUAGCUGCACCACAUUCAGUACAGAUGGCAGCAAUGACCAAUCAACAGCAGGCUUUCAUGUUGCAUCAGCAGCAGCAGCAGCAGCAGAUGAUGAUGAUGGGACCUCAACAACAGUCUUCAAAUCCCUUUGCCAAUCCUUAUGGAGCUAGUUUCCAUCCAUAUGGCUCAGGCAUGCCAACUGCUCAAGCCUACAAUCCCUAUUCAGGCUUUAGAUAGGUGAUUUGUAAGCGAGACACAUUCUUUAUCCGGAAACAUGGAGAAGAAAGAAGAUCGGAAUCAAUGGACCCUCAGAUUUUGAGAUUGGGAAGACAAGAGAUUUGUGUACAAUAUGCUUUGUGUAUGUGCAGUAAUCAAUCAGAAUGAGAUUCUUCUUCAAUAAUUAGCAGGAGGAAAGCUUUGGAUUAGUGAUUAUCACAUUGAUGAAGGUUAGUAAUAAUGCUUUUCAGACUAUUAUAGUUUCAUCAACCUGCUUUAUUGUUGAUUAAACUUGAGCAGGAAUUAUAUCUUGUUAUUCUUUUUCCCUUAUUAAGGUUUUCUCAUAGAUGAUAGAAAUCAUUUGUAAUCUUUGUGAGUAUUACCACAUUUAUGUAAUGAAGAGACAAACAGGUUUGAUUUGUGGCUCUGGGAUACCUUUUGGUAUCUGUAACAAUGUUCUUCACGUUUGGCUUUCAUCUCCAAUUUAUUUGUUUUCCCAUUAAGUUAAUUCAAA
This is a messenger RNA of Manihot esculenta (cassava), 2368 nucleotides long. Its product is annotated as putative clathrin assembly protein At5g35200. Gene Ontology annotation, molecular function: phosphatidylinositol-4,5-bisphosphate binding; clathrin heavy chain binding; 1-phosphatidylinositol binding. Lineage: Eukaryota; Viridiplantae; Streptophyta; Magnoliopsida; Malpighiales; Euphorbiaceae. The record is from RefSeq and is a predicted model, not a curated record. Bases 220 to 1875 code for a protein of 551 amino acids. Gene Ontology annotation, biological process: clathrin coat assembly; clathrin-dependent endocytosis; vesicle budding from membrane. Gene Ontology annotation, cellular component: clathrin-coated vesicle; clathrin-coated pit. The transcript has 16 exons.